Molecule: messenger RNA, 951 nt
Organism: Chrysochloris asiatica (Cape golden mole)
Lineage: Eukaryota; Metazoa; Chordata; Mammalia; Afrosoricida; Chrysochloridae
Product: olfactory receptor 10H1-like
Exons: 1
Coding region: 1-951 (316 amino acids)
Biological process (GO): G protein-coupled receptor signaling pathway
Cellular component (GO): membrane
Molecular function (GO): olfactory receptor activity; G protein-coupled receptor activity
Source: RefSeq, a predicted model, not a curated record
AUGUCUGCUCAGAACCACAGCUCUGUGUCUGAAUUCAUCCUCAUUGGCUUCUCCACUUUUCCCCAGCAGCUCCUACCAAUUUUCUUUCUGCUGUUCUUGCUGAUGUACCUGUUCACACUGCUGGGGAACCUGCUCAUCAUGGCCACCAUCUGGAGGGAGCGCAGCCUCCACACUCCCAUGUACCUCUUCCUGUGUGCCCUCUCCAUCUCUGAGAUCUUCUACACCUUCGCCAUCAUUCCUCGGAUGCUGGCCAACCUGCUCUCCACCCACCCCACCAUCGCCUUCAUGGCCUGUGUCAGUCAGAUGUUCUUCUCCUUCAUGUUUGGCUUCACCCACUCCUUCCUGCUCACCGUCAUGGGCUACGACCGCUAUGUGGCCAUCUGCCACCCCUUACGCUACAAUGUCCUCAUGAGCCCCCAAAGCUGUGCAUGCUUGGUGGUCUUGUCCUGGGCUGGGGGCUCUGUUAUGGGGAUGGUGGUGACAACGGCCAUUUUCAAUCUCAACUUCUGUGGACCCAACAAGGUCCACCAUUUCUUCUGUCACGUGCCACCCCUUGUGAAAUUGGCCUGUGGAGACAAUGUCUCCAUUGUGGCCAAGGGUGUGGGCCUGGUGUGCAUCACAGCCCUGCUGGGCUGCUUUCUCCUCAUCCUCCUCUCCUAUGCCUUCAUAGUAGCCACCAUCUUGAAGAUCCCGUCUGUUGAAGGUCGGCACAAAGCCUUCUCAACCUGUGCAUCCCACCUUAUUGUGGUUGUUGUGCACUAUGGCUUCGCCUCUGUCAUCUACCUCAAGCCUAAGGGUCCCCACUCUCUGGAGGGAGACACCCUCAUGGGUACUACCUACACGGUCCUCACACCUUUCCUCAGCCCCAUCAUCUUCAGCCUCAGGAACAAGGAGCUGAAGAAUUCCCUGAAUAAGACCUUUCUCAGCAAACUCUUUCCCUCACAUUCCUGA